CUCGGGUCUCAGCCCGGGCAGGCUUCGAAUGCGACGCCCUGUCGCAAACAGAUCUGGCAACACUCGCGUAUCAGGCUUGGCUUGAGUUGAGGAAACUGUUGAAGCAACUUGUACUUGAAUUCUGAGAAUCGUCGUUUCUUGUUUACAAAAGAAGGUUUGCCUGUCUUCCCACUUCAGUAUAAACUCAGUGCAAGAGUCUCGAAACAAUUAUGUUAUUUCGAUUCAGCAUUCGUGCGUGAAUGUAGUUGAAGGAGCGAGAGCUUAAAUACUACAGCGUCGAUCAACGAACGGGCGGAAGGCCCCAUCCGAUUUUCCACUGCUACACAAUAACUCGGACAUUGGUGCUCAACGGAGAACAAGGGGACAGUGGCGCAAUGCCACCCUUGGCAUGGGCGCUGUUGUGCCUGAUGGUUUGCCAGUGGAGUGCACCCAGCUCAGGCAACAUGGAGUUUGUUUGUCCGUCUGGAAACGGAUGGCUGUUCAUGCCCACGACGGACAACGUUACCGUAGAUGCCGCUGAGUCCCUCUGUCUGUCCAAGCAUGCCAAGCUGCCUGACGAUGACGUCUGCAUUGGCAAGCUAGCAGCGAAGGUCUCGCCAAGUCUAGGUUACAGGCCAAGGAUCUGGCGGCAUAGUACAGCACCAUCCGGAGAGAAACUGUCUGCCACUGACAGCACGAAAAAUUCACAAGAUUUGAAGCAGCACGUAGCCUGCUUUACAGAUCUCGGUGUGAAUGGUUGCGUGGCUGAUAAGGAUUGUCCAUCAGAUUACAAAUGCCUGAAGGCGGUGAAGCAUGGCGGAAAGAAUAGCUGCGCAAGUAACCUAUUUCCAUCAGUUUUUGAUGUUGAUGAAUGUACGUCCGGAACGCAUACGUGUGCUUCGGAUCAGAAUGCUACAUGUGCAAACACUUUGGGUUCUUACCAAUGUUUAUGCAGCAGUGGGUACACCUGGACUGGAUCUAAAUGUUCCGACGUGGAUGAGUGCACAUCACUGAAGCAUGCAUGUCUUAAGGGGGGAAUGACCCUUCGCGCACGCCAUACUGGACCGUACAUGUCAGAACGACCACAACUUCCGUUUCCUUCAAUAUUUCUUGAUGAAAUUUUCACCAUGUCUUGA
This is a messenger RNA of Sycon ciliatum, 1115 nucleotides long. Its product is annotated as fibrillin-1-like. Gene Ontology annotation, molecular function: calcium ion binding. The transcript is spliced from 7 exons. The coding region runs from base 375 to 1115 and encodes 246 amino acids. Lineage: Eukaryota; Metazoa; Porifera; Calcarea; Leucosolenida; Sycettidae. The record is from RefSeq and is a predicted model, not a curated record.